Messenger RNA from Knipowitschia caucasica, 2919 nucleotides. The record is from the annotation of a GenBank genome assembly. Lineage: Eukaryota; Metazoa; Chordata; Actinopteri; Gobiiformes; Gobiidae.
AUGCAAACCUGUGCGUCUCACGGCAGCCCUACAGUCUCUCUACAGUCCUACAGUCUCUCUACAGCCCUACAGUCUCUCGACAGCCCUACAGUCUCUCUGCAGUCCUACAGUCUCUCUACAGCCCUACAGUCCCUCUACAGCCCUACAUUCCCUCUACAGUCCUACAGUCUCUCUACAGCCCUACAGUCCCUCUACAGCCCUACAUUCCCUCUACAGCCCUACAGUCUCUCUACAGUCCUACAGUCUCUCUACAGCCCUACAGUCUCUCGACAGCCCUACAGUCCCUCUACAGCCCUACAGUCCCUCUACAGCCCUACAGUCUCUCUACAGCCCUACAGUCUCUCUACAGCCCUACAGUCCCUCUACAGCCCUACAUUCCCUCUACAGCCCUACAGUCUCUCUACAGUCCUACAGUCUCUCUACAGCCCUACAGUCCCUCUACAGCCCUACAUUCCCUCUACAGCCCUACAGUCUCUCUACAGCCCUACAGUCUCUCUACAGCCCUACAGUCCCUCUACAGCCCUACAUUCCCUCUACAGCCCUACAGUCUCUCGACAGCCCUACAUUCCCUCUACAGCCCUACAGUCUCUCUACAGUCCUACAGUCUCUCUACAGUCCUACAGUCUCUCUACAGCCCUACAGUCUCUCUACAGCCCUACAGUCCCUCUACAGCCCUACAUUCCCUCUACAGCCCUACAGUCCCUCUACAGCCCUACAUUCCCUCUACAGCCCUACAGUCUCUCUACAGUCCUACAGUCUCUCUACAGCCCUACAGUCUCUCGACAGCCCUACAGUCCCUCUACAGCCCUACAGUCCCUCUACAGCCCUACAGUCUCUCUACAGCCCUACAGUCUCUCUACAGCCCUACAGUCCCUCUACAGCCCUACAUUCCCUCUACAGCCCUACAGUCUCUCUACAGUCCUACAGUCUCUCUACAGCCCUACAGUCCCUCUACAGCCCUACAUUCCCUCUACAGCCCUACAGUCUCUCUACAGCCCUACAGUCUCUCUACAGCCCUACAGUCCCUCUACAGCCCUACAUUCCCUCUACAGCCCUACAGUCUCUCGACAGCCCUACAGUCUCUCUACAGUCCUACAGUCUCUCUACAGCCCUACAGUCUCUCUACAGUCCUACAGUCUCUCUACAGCCCUACAGUCCCUCUACAGCCCUACAUUCCCUCUACAGCCCUACAGUCUCUCUACAGUCCUACAGUCUCUCUACAGCCCUACAGUCUCUCGACAGCCCUACAGUCUCUCUACAGUCCUACAGUCUCUCUACAGUCCUACAGUCUCUCGACAGCCCUACAGUCUCUCUGCAGUCCUACAGUCUCUCUACAGCCCUACAGUCUCUCUACAGUCCUACAGUCUCUCUGCAGUCCUACAGUCUCUCUGCAGUCCUACAGUCUCUCGACAGCCCUACAGUCUCUCUGCAGUCCUACAGUCUCUCUACAGCCCUACAGUCUCUCUACAGUCCUACAGUCUCUCUGCAGUCCUACAGUCUCUCUACAAUCCUAGUCUCUCUACAGCCCUACAGUCUCUCUACAGUCCUACAGUCUCUCUACAGCCCUACAGUCCCUCUACAGCCCUACAUUCCCUCUACAGCCCUACAUUCCCUCUACAGCCCUACAGUCUCUCUACAGCCCUACAGUCUCUCGACAGCCCUACAGUCUCUCUGCAGUCCUACAGUCUCUCUACAGCCCUACAGUCUCUCUACAGCCCUACAGUCUCUCUACAGCCCUACAGUCCCUCUACAGCCCUACAGUCCCUCUACAGCCCUACAGUCUCUCUGCAGUCCUACAGUCCCUCUACAGCCCUACAGUCCCUCUACAGCCCUACAGUCUCUCUACAGUCCUACAGUCUCUCGACAGCCCUACAGUCUCUCUGCAGUCCUACAGUCUCUCUACAGCCCUACAGUCUCUCUGCAGUCCUACAGUCUCUCUACAGCCCUACACCCUACAGUCUCUCUACAGCCCCACAGUCUCUCUACAGCCCUACAGUCUCUCUGCAGUCCUACAGUCUCUCUACAGCCCCACAGUCUCUCUACAGUCCUACAGUCUCUCUACAGUCCUACAGUCUCUCUACAGUCCUACAGUCUCUCUACAGCCCUACAGUCCCUCUACAGCCCUACAUUCCCUCUACAGCCCUACAGUCUCUCUACAGCCCUACAGUCCCUCUACAGCCCUACAUUCCCUCUACAGCCCUACAGUCCCUCUACAGCCCUACAGUCUCUCUACAGUCCUACAGUCUCUCGACAGCCCUACAGUCUCUCUGCAGUCCUACAGUCUCUCUACAGCCCUACAGUCUCUCUACAGCCCUACAGUCUCUCUACAGCCCUACAGUCUCUCGACAGCCCUACAGUCUCUCUGCAGUCCUACAGUCUCUCUACAGCCCUACAGUCUCUCUACAGCCCUACAGUCUCUCUACAGCCCUACAGUCCCUCUACAGCCCUACAGUCCCUCUACAGCCCUACAGUCUCUCUGCAGUCCUACAGUCCCUCUACAGCCCUACAGUCCCUCUACAGCCCUACAGUCUCUCUACAGUCCUACAGUCUCUCGACAGCCCUACAGUCUCUCUGCAGUCCUACAGUCUCUCUACAGCCCUACAGUCUCUCUACAGUCCUACAGUCUCUCUGCAGUCCUACAGUCUCUCUACAAUCCUAGUCUCUCUACAGCCCUACAGUCUCUCUAUAGCCCUACAGUCUCUCUACAGUCCUACAGUCUCUCUACAGCCCUACAGUCUCUCUACAGUCCUAGUCUCUCUACAGCCCUACAGUCUCUCUAUAGCCCUACAGUCCCUCUACAGCCCUACAGUCCCUCUACAGCCCUACAGUCUCUCUACAGUCCUAGUCUCUCUACAGCCCUACAGUAUCUCUACGACCCUGCAGUCUCUCUACAGUCCUACAGUCUCUCUACAGUCCUAG